This is a messenger RNA of Cladophialophora psammophila CBS 110553, 336 nucleotides long. RefSeq lists its product as uncharacterized. The record is from RefSeq and is a predicted model, not a curated record. NCBI's taxonomy places the organism in Eukaryota, Fungi, Ascomycota, Eurotiomycetes, Chaetothyriales, Herpotrichiellaceae. The transcript has 2 exons. Bases 16 to 336 code for a protein of 106 amino acids.
AAACCUCACGUAACAAUGGUCAAACCAACCUCAUGCUGCGGCCGCAGCGACGAAUGCGUCUGCGCCCAGAAGGCUACCUGCUCGUGCGGCAAAACAUCCGCCAUGCACUGCACCUGCGAGAAGAAGGAUCAGGAGAACGCUCUGCAAGGACCCAGAUGCUCAUGCAGAGCCCGUCCCGCCGGCCAAUGUACCUGCGACCGCGCCGCCACUGAGAACGCGCCUCCCACGGGCGCCACGUGCGCGUGUGGCCAGCGGAGUUCAGGAAGUUGCACAUGCGAAAAGGCAGCCGAUGGUGGACUACUUCCCACGGAGACGGAUUUCACGACCAAAGCAUAG